Molecule: messenger RNA, 4096 nt
Organism: Ooceraea biroi (clonal raider ant)
Lineage: Eukaryota; Metazoa; Arthropoda; Insecta; Hymenoptera; Formicidae
Product: b(0,+)-type amino acid transporter 1
Biological process (GO): amino acid transmembrane transport
Cellular component (GO): membrane
Molecular function (GO): L-amino acid transmembrane transporter activity
Source: RefSeq, a predicted model, not a curated record
UACAUUUGUUUUCUCAAUGAUUAAACGAUUAACAAUAUUCUUCUGAAAACUGACAACUCACAAAAUCAUUAUCAAUUAUAUAAUCCUUUGUAUAUUAUCAAUUUUGAUAUAAUGUAUAAAUUGCAUAUCAAUCAUUCCUAUUUUUCGCGAACUCGAUUUCUUAUUAAAUCGACCUCGAAGACGUCGUUACUCUCUUGGCAGCUGAUUUGUUUGUUGUUGACGAUUCUUAUAUGUAAUUUUCUCUUUAUUAAAAAUUAUACCUCCAUAAGGAUUAUAAAAUUACUAUUUCAAGCGUAUCAAAUUGUAGGAUCACCAUAAAUUUAAGGAAUUUUGAACAUCUUUGCAAUAUUCUACAUCAAAUGGCAAUAUAAUUUCAACAUAAACGAUAAACCGAUGCAUUUAAUUGAUGAACUAUUUAAAUGCCACAGGUAAUUGGUAUUUUAAUCGAAUUUUUUUUAUUAUUUGCUCAAGCAAGAAUGCUGUGCCCUUUCUCGAUAACUGUACGCCCGUCUACUUAUCGGUGGUAGAAUGAACGGUGCUGCUUUAUUAGAUUCGCUUUUUAAGCGCGACUGAUUUCCUAAAAAUCGAUAAGUGUCGUCGGUGUUUCAGAAGACAUGUCGCCGCUUGAACGACAUAAAACCGCGUUCAAUUCUUCAAAACCACCAUGGAGCUAGAAAUUUAUAUUUUAAUUUUACUAUUUAUAAUUAAUUUAUUAUAUACAAUUUUAUUAUAAAACCUGCAUAAUUAGCCCACAUGAAGCGUGCGCGGACAUUACAUAAUCCUUUGAUUAAAUGCUUUUGUAGUGCGAUAGACGAAUAAGAUGGACUUUUAUAUACACAUAAUUCAUGAUAUCGUGCAAUUGUUUUCGAAUAUCUACGAAGCCUUACUAGUCACACGCACACGUGCCUACGAAAUCCUAAACAAUACACAUAUUGUCCGGUUGGCAUGAGUGGCCUGUCAUUAGUGUUGAGCUUUCAUAUUUUUGGCGAUGCAACCAAAAUGCGCAGCUGUCAUUUGAGAUAAUCAAGCCAGACAAAAUGGGACGAGCCGCUAUGCUUUCGAUGUUGUGGCAUUGUCGCUCGGAAAAAUACAUUAAUAGUACAUUUCAAAAGUGGACACAAAUUUAUGGCCUUUGCAGUGAUUUUCGAUAAUCGAAUGAUACAUUAAGUGUUUAUAAUAAAACAGAUUUCUCUGUAAUUAUUAUUUUCUUUAACAUUAUUAUAUUUAAACACUUGCUAUAUUGAAACUACCUUUUCAGCUUACUUUCCGUAUUAAAUCUCUUAAAGAGAUUGGAAUUUAUAAUCAAAAUAAAAGUCCACGUUUCUUCGAAAUAUUUUAUAUAUUUAUUUUUAAAUAAAUUAUACAAUUACACAACUUUUGAGAAUUUUAGAAACCUCGAGUAAAAUUUUCUUCGAAGAGCUAACGUAAUAUCACGUUUAUUUGCACGUCUCCCGUUCGUUAAUGAACGGGGUUUAAUCCUCAAGAGGAAUGCUGAAGUUCCGGAAUGCAAGACAUGUACGCAUCCGAUGAAAUCGAUAGCGAACGGUACUGCGGGGUCACCUUGAAAAUGGAAACGCGCACACCCCCGCUCUGCGCUUCGAAAUUCCCGCGCGGGCACUUUGACGCUACCGGUGUACCGGCAAAUUUCCCGCGCGUUUUUUGACCGUUAUUUAUCGCAGCGAAAGAGGAGCCGGCAAAACAGUGUCUUCUGGCGUAUCGCCACGCGAACUAUUACGGUUGCGGCACGAUAGCUUCGUGAUAAUAAUAUGAUAAUGGUCGUCACAUGGUACGAGAAUAUGUGGGGUUGGUUGGCGAGGACGGUCACGUGGUAACCGGCGCCGUCCGCUAAUCGCGCGCGCGCGCUGCCGCGCACCGCCCCAGUUACAAAAGGGAUGCGGUACGAGCCGGUUAGUUUUCUCGUCGCGCAUCCACUCUCCAGUAAUUACCUACAUUCGUCAGUUUACUCGAUUGCAACACCCGCUACCGUGGGACAUGAUCCGCAAACGAGCAAUGGCGGCCAGCUGCAGCUGCAACAGCAGCAACUACAGUCAGCAGGUUGGCUGGGGGGCGGUGCCGGUGACACUGGCGGCGGACUGGUCUGUCGAUCAUCGUCAGGCAAAUCGAUCAACGGCAGCAACAACGGCAAACCGUCGUUACAACAUCCUCAACAACGGCAUCAACAACAGCAGCAGCAGCAACAACAAGGCCAAUCUGGGGGUGUGGGGGAUGACGAAGACGGGGGUGGAGGGAGCGGAGGGCUGGAGGGGACGGACGCAGAGGCGAACGACCCUAUUCACCUCAAGAGACGGGUGGGACUCGUCAGUGGGGUGGCUCUAAUCGUCGGCACGAUGAUCGGCUCCGGGAUCUUCGUGUCGCCGUCGGGUCUGCUGCUGCGUACCGGCAGCGUCGGCGUCAGUUUCGUCGUGUGGACUGCAUGCGGUCUGCUGAGCUUGUGCGGUGCCCUCGCCUACGCCGAGCUAGGCACCAUGAACACGAGCAGCGGCGCUGAAUACGCGUACUUCAUGGACGCAUUUGGCGCACCGCCCGCCUUCCUUUUCUCUUGGGUGUCCACCUUGGUACUCAAGCCGUCGCAAAUGGCGAUCAUCUGCUUGUCGUUCGCCCAGUACACCGUUGAGGCGUUCACCGUUGACUGCGACCCGCCCGACGAGGUAGUCAAGCUCGUCGGCCUGCUGGCGAUCGUUCUGAUACUCUUGAUCAACUGCUACAGCGUCAACCUCGCUACCGGUGUGCAGAACGCCUUCACCGCCGCUAAGUUGAUGGCGAUACUUGUGGUGAUAGUUGGCGGUUCGUACAAACUCAUACAGGGUAAUACGCAGCAUUUGCAGACGGCGUUCGACACCAUCGACGGCAGUACUAUUAAUAUCGGUCGUCUGGCUACCGCUUUCUACACCGGCCUCUGGGCCUACGACGGCUGGAAUAAUCUCAACUACGUGACCGAGGAGAUCAAAAAUCCCUCCAAGAACUUGCCCAGAUCUAUCAUGAUUGGUAUACCGCUCGUCACGCUCUGCUACGCGCUUAUCAAUGUCUCCUAUCUCGCGGUCAUGUCACCGUCCGAGAUGAUCGAGAGCGAGGCCGUGGCUGUGACAUUCGGCAAUCGGAUACUGGGCGUUAUGGCAUGGCUGAUGCCACUCUCUGUAGCGAUCAGCACAUUCGGUUCCGCGAACGGCACCCUGUUUGCCGCAGGCAGACUUUGCUUCGCCGCGUCACGAAAGGGUCAUUUGCUCGACUGUCUGAGCUACGUACACGUGCGACGCUUCACUCCUGCCCCAGGCCUCAUCUUCCAUUCCCUCGUAGCAGGCGCGAUGGUUAUCUCUGGCAACAUCGAUUCGCUCAUCGACUUCUUUUCGUUUACCGCAUGGAUAUUUUAUGGCGGCGCGAUGCUCGCCCUGCUGGUGAUGCGGAGGACCAGACCCAACCAUCCGCGACCGUACAAAUGUCCGCUGGUGAUACCCGUGCUGGUGCUCGUCAUCUCCGCGUAUCUCAUAGUGGCGCCGAUCAUCGAUAAGCCACAAAUCGAGUAUCUCUACGCGGCGGGCUUCAUCGGUGCGGGCAUGCUCGUCUACCUCCCAUUCGUAAAGUUUGGAUAUGUGCCCAAAUUCAUGGGUUACAGAAUACUCGCAGGAAAAGGGUGGAUGAGUUACAUAGAAAAUUUGAUUUCCAUUAAAGUUCAAGUUUGAAUCUCCAAAGGUAUCAACGCCUUCCUGCAGAUGUUAUUAGAGGUGGCUCCGACGGCGGCUGCCUUCGACUGAUUUCAUUUUAUUUCGGAAGAUCAACGUACGAAAGUUCCCCAGAAUGCCGAAUCAUUCCAUUAUGGCAUUGCGCGAACUGUGUACACCUGAAUAAUCCUAUUUUAAAUGCAGACAAGAGCGUUAUAUAUCCCAUAUAUAUUACAAAGCUCAAGGCUGGCCCAAAAUGAAUCCAAAAAAAUAUAUAUAUAUUAUAUAAAAAUAUAUUAUUUUAUUACUUGUUAUUCUUCGUACAUAGUAUACAACACACAGGAAGAACGUUACUGUUAGACAAUAGAUAGUUGAUGUUGUAAGACAGCAAUGAAUCAACAGAAAAUAUUUUAAAUGUU